Messenger RNA from Oryzias latipes (Japanese medaka), 1158 nucleotides. It is a transcript of the gene gadd45ga, whose product is annotated as growth arrest and DNA-damage-inducible, gamma a. Lineage: Eukaryota; Metazoa; Chordata; Actinopteri; Beloniformes; Adrianichthyidae. The record is from RefSeq and is a predicted model, not a curated record. Gene Ontology annotation, biological process: regulation of cell cycle. Gene Ontology annotation, cellular component: nucleus; cytoplasm.
CUCAGAAUAACUCCUAAACGCCUCACUGAGACGCACGCGCACACUGCUCUGCUCCGCCGCGAAAGCCCCAACCGUGCUUGGAAUAUAACUAUGACUCUGGAGGAGAUCAACGGACAAGAAAACACAAUGGCAAACGCUGAUAGGGUUCAGAGUGCAGGCGCAGCCCUGGAGGAGCUGCUGCUCGCUGCAAAGAAGCAGGACUACCUGACAGUUGGAGUUUACGAAUCCGCUAAAGUCAUGAAUGUUGAUCCAGACAGCGUGGCGUUCUGCGUGCUCGCCACCGAUGAGGAGUACGAGUGUGACAUCGCCCUUCAGAUCCACUUUACCCUCAUCCAGGCGUUCUGCUUCGACAACGACAUCAACGUGGUGCGCGUCAACGAUAUCGAGCGCCUGGCCGACCUCGUGGGCGCAGACGAGACCGGCGAGCCCAAGGACGUGCAUUGCAUUCUUGUCACGAGCCCCAGUGCAAACCCGUGGAAAGACCCCUCACUGGACAAGCUGAGUCUGUUCUGCGAGGAAAGCCGAAAUGCCUACGACUGGGUGCCCACAAUCACGCUACCAGAACGCUGAAGCCACAUCCCCUGAAGAUGCAUCGCAUGAUGAUGUUAAUGAUGAGAAAGUCAAGCAGCCACGCUUCGACUGGGGGAAGUCGAGCCUUUCUGUUUCUUGAUUAGGAGGCUGUCUGCACCUUCCUCUCCCUGCGAGAGCUUCCAGAGCGUUCUGGGUCAGCAUGCUGGUUCUGGAUUACCCAGUGAGCAGAUUGAGGCGAUGGGGUCAUGUGUUGACAGGGCCAAGUGGACACGGAGCCUGGUGGAGCUGGACUGUGAUGCGUGGUGCAAAAGAAGUGAUGAGGGAAAAGACACUGCAAACAAAGAUGCUGUGGACUUAUGAAAAUGUGGAGACUGGACUGGUCAGUCAUCACAGAGGAGCAAGUCUGAAGAUGAUGUCUGAAAAUGGACUUUUCUUGUCAGUGCAGCUAUCGGGAGGUUCUUGACACAAGAACAAGAACAUGUUUGCUUUCAAAUCCUGGUUUGAGCUGUAUUUGUGACUUUUCUACUGACUAUUUUCACCAAUUAUGCAAACAAAAAAAGUGCAAUCUCAGUUUGAAUUGUAGUCAUUUUAAAUGUUUUGUGAAUAAACAGUUGGAAUCAAACUCUU